CAGACAGAAGGGUGUUUCUGUCACCAGAGCUCCAGUCUGUCCUGUGCUGCUCGCGUUAAACCUAAUUAAAGCUGCUGUCUGUGCAGCAUUUUGCCACUAAUCGUGCUGCCUGGCCUUUCAGUGUUCUGUAGGCUCUGACAUUUGGCCAGACUCCAGAAACCCCCCCCCUUGCAUCUAAUCACUGUGCUGGUCACCCAUUGGCAGAAACACAUCAGACAAUGUAGGCGAACCCUGAGAGGUCUCUGAACUUUGUUUCAGCUGAUUGUACUGCUCUCCCCAGCCUCACAAUGUACUGGCUCUAUGCUUUGCGGCAGGUUGUUAUACAAAGAUUAUUGCAUCCUCUGUGACCCAGUUCCAGCCUAAUUAGAAUGUGUAACAGUCUGCUUCUAAUUACACUGGAGUCACUCAGGAGCCUUCUGACGAAGUGAUUACAGUUUUUUUAAUUGCCCGCUGAAGUUCUCCGUCGCUUCUGAAAAUGUCGCUCGAGGGCCAUAUCUGUUUAUAGUGGACGCGUGUGGAGGGGAUGGAUGCCAGCCUGGCACUGUGGGGCCCGGACGGUGUGCUGCUGGCCAACAGCGGGGAGCUGGCCACCAGUCGUGGGAAGCACCCCUGCGAGGAGCAGGAUCGAAGCUCAAGUCCUUCUGUCCUUCACUGCGUGACCAGCUUGUGGAAGGACGGCCUCCUGAACAGGAAGCGGCCGUUCGUGGGAAGAUGCUGUCACUCGUGCACGCCCCAGAGUCAGGAAAGACUGUUUAACUCAAGCAUCCCAUCCUUAGGACUCCGCAAUGUGAUUUACAUCAAUGAGACGCACACAAGACACCGCGGUUGGCUGGCGCGGAGGCUGAGCUACGUGCUCUUCGUCCUGGAGAGGGACGUCAACAAAGACAUGUUCGCACGCAAUGUGGUGGACAACGUGCUCAGCAGCAGCAAGGUGCAGAGUGCCAUCGUGGAGGUGGCGUCGGAGGCUGGCGCUGCAGACCCAGGAGCCCAAGCAGACCAGAAGGCUGUGCAUAGAGAGAGGUGCAAGGCCAGAGGCUUCCUGCAAGAAAUGGUGGCCAACAUCUCACCCAGCCUCAUCAGGUUGACGGGGUGGACGUUGCUGAAGCUGUUCAAUGGCUUCUUCUGGAGCAUACAGAUCCACAAAGGCCAGCUGGAGAUGGUUAAGAGAGCUGCCUCGGAGUACAAUGCUCCGCUGGUCUUCCUUCCUGUGCACAAGUCUCACAUCGACUACCUUCUCAUCACCUUCAUCCUCUUCUGUCACAACAUCAAAGCUCCGCACAUCGCCGCGGGCAACAACCUCAACAUCCCCAUCUUCAGCACGUUGAUCCGCAAGCUGGGAGGGUUCUUCAUUCGCCGCAAGAUGGACGAGACCUCAGAUGGAAAGAAAGACGUCCUGUACAGAUCUCUGCUACAUGCGUACACAGAGGAGCUCCUGCAGCAGCAGCAGUUUCUGGAGGUGUAUCUGGAGGGCACGCGCUCCCGCAGCGGCAAGCCGUCACCAGCGCGGGCCGGCAUGCUCUCCAUCGUGGUGGACGCGCUGUGCGCUGGCACCGUCCCGGACGUGCUCAUCGUGCCUGUCGGCAUCUCCUACGACCGCAUCAUCGAGGGCAACUACAACAGCGAGCAGCUGGGCAAGCCCAAGAAGAACGAGAGCCUGUGGGGAGUCGCCUGCGGCGUGUUCCGGAUGCUCCGGAAGAACUACGGCUGCGUGCGCGUGGACUUCACCCAGCCGUUCUCCCUGAAGGAGUACCUGAACACACAGCGGAGCCGCAACCUCCCCGCGCCGCUCACUCUGGAGCAGAUCCUCAUCCCCACCAUUAUCGCGGCGCGGCCAGAUCAGGGGCUAGUUAACGGCGAGGGGGAGGAGCAGCCAGACUACAGGGAGCUGUCUGACGAGCCCUGGAGGAGACAGGUCAUCGCAAACCUGGCCAAGCAUGUUCUCUUCACUGCCAGCAAGUCCUCAGCAAUCAUGUCUACGCACAUCGUGGCCUGCCUCCUGCUGUACCGGCACAGACAGGGUGUACUGCUGUCGAGGCUGGUGGAGGACUUCUUCAACAUGAAGGAGGAGGUCCUGUCACGUGACUUCGACCUGGGCUUCUCGGGCAACUCCGAGGACGUGGUGAUUCAUGCCAUCAACCUGCUGGGCAACUGCGUGAACGUGACCAGCAGCAACCGCAACACCGAGUUCGUCAUUGCGCCCAGCAACACCGUGCCGGCGCUCUUCGAGCUGAACUUCUACAGCAACGGCCUGUUCCACGUAUUCAUUGCCGACGCCAUCAUAGCCUGCAGUGUCCUGGCCAUGCUGAGGGAGCAGACAGCGGAGGUGUGCCAGGGGGAUCUUGGCCCCUCCCCCACACUGCUCAGCCAGGAGAGCCUCAUCCGCAGAGCCGCAGGCCUCUCGCACUUCCUGUCCAACGAGGUGCUCGUUGCCCAGCCUUGUCAGACAGUCUACCAGGUGUUUCACGAGGCUGUGACCAGACUUAUUCAGUACGGGGUGCUCAUUGUCGCAGAGGAGGAGCAGGAGGAACUAAGCCCCUCAGAGGAGCCCUGGCCUAAGAAGUUCCCCGAGCCUCUGGCAUGGAGGAGCGAUGAGGAAGACGAGGACAGUGACUUCGGAGAAGAACAGAGGGACCGCUACCUGAAGGUGAGCUCGUCCUCUGAGCACCAGGAGUUCUUCACCUUUCUGCAGCGAGUGCUCAGCCCCGUGCUGGAGGCCUAUAGCGGGGCAGCCAUCUUUGUGCACAGCCUGCUGUCGCCUGUGUCCGAGAGGGAGUACACUCAGAAGCUCUUCAAAUACCUGCUCACGCGCACAGAGAAAGGAGUGGCAUCCUAUGGAGAGAGCGCCACACACUACCUCGUGAAAAAUACGGUGAAGACAUUUAAAGAGCUGGGGGUGCUGAAGGAGCGCCGUGAGAGUGGCACGUGCCACCUGGAGCUGAGCGCCACGUUCCAACCUCAGGCCAACAGGAACAAACUCCUCCACUACAUCCUGGGCUUCAGCCUGCUGUGAGCAGGCAGCAAUACUGCCCACAUUCCCCCGCCCCCUCUCUCUCAAGGGCUUCUACUGGCUACUCACAACUAUCCAAGGUGCUACUCUAUGGAAAGCUUUACCUAGAAGUGCCUUCAGCCAACACCUAGGACCAGCUCAAGCGCACCUUGCCCUGCUCCAACAUCCUUUGACCCGUGCGGUUGAAGCUCCGCCUCCACCCUCACAGCUUUGGAGAGUUCUCUUCUGUGGUUUGCUCAUUUUUUUUUUGGACUGCAUUCUUUAGUUUCCCUUUAGAACUUGUAUACCUUUUAUGACACUGAGCCGAUAUGUGUGUAUUCAGUGUGUUCCUGGAUGAGUAUAUAUCACUCUUAACAAAUGCAGGUUGCCUUCAGUUUAAGCCAGUGUACUUUGGGGUAUCUGAUACAAGUAGUCAUUAUACCUGAGAAAAUGUGUAUAGAAAAAUGUACCUCAUGUUAUAGAUGUAAUGUAAUAUUUAAACAAUCGACAAGAUGCCUGUUUAACUCAAAAAAUAGUGUGAACCCACCUUGUUCUGUACCCAUGGGGUAGAAUGGCUGAUAAAAAAUGAUGUUUGCUAAAUGGAAAAAGUGGCUGAGGUCAUCAAGUAUAUCUUGAUGGGUCAAUGGUUGAGGCAGUAGUUUUAGCUGACAGGAGUUCUGUAUUUCUAAACACCACCACCACUUCUGUCAUAAUGGAACGUUCUCACUUUAGGCUGCACCUCAGUCAUUAACCUGUUUCUGCUUUCACCCUAAUGCCAUUACAGUGAAAGUUACUCAUUUUAGUUUAAAAUCUAAAAACUUUGCAGUGUCAGUUCAUAUCCAAAUUUUUGAACGCCACUUUUAUGAAUUCUGUCCACAUGAAAUCCGGUUUGGGAGCAGGGAUGUGUGUGAAGGCUUGUUUCUCCGUCAUACAUUUUUACAUCUCCUUGCUUUUGCUGCAGUUUACACCAUACUGGUACAAGUCUGUGUGUGUGUGUGCGUUGCUACUUUUAGCCUAUUGCAUAACAAACACCAAAAUUAAACAUGUAGCUGAUCAAGGUGCAAAAGAAAAAUGGCCUUCAUGAAUAAACAAAAGGAAGUGCCACACCCAAGCAUUCUUCUGUCCAUUUCUAGUGCGUGAUUUGCCUGCAGUCAUCAUUCUCUGGUUUUCCAUGGUAUGGGUGGAUAUUUAUGAAAAUGCUGAGAUAUAAAUGUUUUUAAUUGCCUGUAUGCUGAUGUGGAGUUGUGUAAUUUUGUUUUUGUUUACUGUGACAAAUUGGCUUUUCUGUUUAUAAUCAUAAUGCAAUUGACAAAACAAUCACAAAAUGUUAAAAAUGUCACUGAAAUGUAAAAUCACUCAUCACUUUAUUUACUUUAUGAGUUUUUAUGGACAAGCUAGUUUUGUGCUCUGGCUCAUGAAAGGUUGCUUGUUGCUAAUUAUCACUUUUUUUAGGUUUUAACAUAUAAAUAUUACUUAUUGGAUGCACUAUUUAUUCUUUUUUUUUUUUCUUUUUGAUUGGUUGGUGUGUUGCUUCUUUGUGGUUCCUGCCACUGGUAAAUGAACUAAUUUCCCAUUAACGGAACGUAAGAUGGUUUUAUUAAAAAUUGGUUUGAGGAGCAUUUAAGUUCAUGCAUCCAAAGCCCCUCUAACAGACUGAGACGUGAGUGAGAUGAUUUGCAUGCAUGACACCCGUUGUGUUUUUGCUUGCGUGCUUGUGUUAUCUGGGGCGAGUGCAGGGCAUUGGCCAGCAGGGACAACAUCCCUGUGCCCUGCCUUGGCACACGGAAAAAUAUGAGCCCUCUUUGACUUGAGGGAAAUGAUUCUUGAUGCCCGUUAUAAUACAGCCCAUUGUUGAAGUGUAGCUAGUUAGUGCAUGUCCAUAAUUAGCUUGGUUCUUAGUCUUAGGCAUGGUUACCACAGACUGCUUAAACGAUACACUGGUAUAAUAUUCUGUAAGCCCUUGCUCCUUGAUGUCAACCAUGGCCUGAAACUUGAUGACUGAAACAGAUUUCUAGAGACUAUACUUUUUUUCUUUACAUGGAUUGUUUCCACUUUGACUUUGGCACAGAAGUAUUUGUGCAUAGCCAAUCACACCAAGGCAGACGAGGAAGUCAAACGAUGGUUUCCUGUACACACGGACCUGGCAGUGUUCAGCCUUGCAGUGGGACGCUGUACUGACGGUGCAAACCCUGCACGCGGUGAAAUGUCACAAAAGAAAUCUUUACAAGUCAGACCUAAUGGUUGGCCUCUAUGGGAAUUGUGUGUUGUGUAAAGUACUCUUCUGAAAUAUGUAACUUCUGUGCUUGGGGGGGAUUUUACUGUUAGCAGCGUUCUUUUAUGUAAAGCCCCAUAGGAACGUUAGUCACAGCCUUGGCCAGUCAGAAGGAGAGCAGCCUUUUGUCUCCCAGCUCUCAUUAAUCAGGAAGCUUCUUUUACUGUGUGUGCUGUAGUGGUUGUAACAGGAAAUCUGAACUCGCCAGCGCCGUCUGCUUGGUUCCUUUUCACUUCUUUUACGUGUCUGUAAAACAAUGUUUCCAAGUACAGUGGACUUAAAGGCCUUUCUCUAAUUAUGGAAAGCUGGCAUUUGUUGACGGCUCCAGUAUUUGUGCUGGAUUAAUGCAGACAGACCAUCUUAUAAAGGCUGACCCAUAUGAAAGCAGGGCUUAUGGACUCUCAUAUGGACUCAACCUCAUUAAUUGUUCUGAUGGCUGAUGGCUCCAAGCUCUGCUU
Molecule: messenger RNA, 5716 nt
Organism: Electrophorus electricus (electric eel)
Lineage: Eukaryota; Metazoa; Chordata; Actinopteri; Gymnotiformes; Gymnotidae
Gene: gpam
Product: glycerol-3-phosphate acyltransferase, mitochondrial
Biological process (GO): fatty acid metabolic process; phospholipid biosynthetic process; glycerol-3-phosphate metabolic process
Cellular component (GO): mitochondrial membrane; plasma membrane
Molecular function (GO): glycerol-3-phosphate O-acyltransferase activity
Source: RefSeq, a predicted model, not a curated record